AUGUCUUUCGAUCCUCACAAUAUUGAUCUGGACACGGCCGACCCGGCUGAGAUUGUUUGCUACCUUAAUGCUGGGGGCAACGAGUACAAUGGCCAGAUGGGUGCGCGCGUCUCGGCCAUAUUCGUGAUCCUCAUCGUCUCCACAGUGGCUACCCUCUUCCCCGUGCUAGCACAACGCGCACCACGCCUACGCAUCCCAAUCUACGUCUAUCUCUUCGCCAAGUACUUCGGUGCUGGUGUCAUCGUGGCAACAGCCUUCAUUCACCUCCUCGAUCCCGCAUACAGCGAAAUAGGUGGCCAGUCCUGCGUCGGAAUGACAGGCCACUGGGCUGAUUACGCAUGGUGUCCGGCAAUUGUAUUGACAUCAGUGAUAGCCGUCUUCCUCAUGGACUUUGGCACCGAACGCUGGGUCGAGCUCAAGUACGGUAUCUGUCGCGAUGACCCAGAGACCAUGAUGUCGAGUGGAGGUGAGGUGCGGCGCGUGGUCUCGCGCGCUUCGGCACGCCACCCAGACGACAAGCAAGUCAAGGAGAUUGAGUCACAGGCUGAGGAGCUGGCGAUUGAGCGCUCCAUCAAGCAACAGAUCGCUGCGCUGCUGAUUUUGGAGUUCGGUAUUAUCUUCCACUCUGUCAUUAUUGGUCUGAACCUUGGUGUUUCAGGUGACGAGUUUGCUACGCUUUACCCUGUGCUGGUCUUCCAUCAGUCCUUUGAGGGACUUGGUAUCGGGGCACGCAUGUCCAGUAUCCCAUUCAAGAAGGGGAGCUGGUUACCCUGGGUCUUGUGUACUGCUUAUGGUCUCACGACCCCUGUUUCCAUUGCUAUUGGUCUUGGUGUGCGCACGACUUAUAACCCUGGGUCUUUCACUGCCAAUGUUGUCUCCGGUGUGCUGGACUCCAUCUCGGCUGGGAUCUUGCUAUACACUGGUCUUGUUGAGCUGCUUGCCCGUGACUUCUUGUUUGACCCUCACCGCACUCAGAAUAACAGGCGGUUGACUUUCAUGGUGCUGACUAUGAUUCUUGGUGCUGGUAUUAUGGCUCUGCUCGGAAAGUGGGCUUGA
Messenger RNA from Penicillium egyptiacum, 1056 nucleotides. The record is from the annotation of a GenBank genome assembly. NCBI's taxonomy places the organism in Eukaryota, Fungi, Ascomycota, Eurotiomycetes, Eurotiales, Aspergillaceae.